Molecule: messenger RNA, 1027 nt
Organism: Bufo gargarizans (Asiatic toad)
Lineage: Eukaryota; Metazoa; Chordata; Amphibia; Anura; Bufonidae
Product: carbonyl reductase [NADPH] 1-like
Exons: 3
Coding region: 54-884 (276 amino acids)
Molecular function (GO): carbonyl reductase (NADPH) activity
Source: RefSeq, a predicted model, not a curated record
UUUCUAGAUUCUACCAUAACAGCCAGGUCCUGUACACCGUAAGGGCUAUCAGCAUGGCCGGGGUGCGGGUUGCAGUAGUCACAGGGGGCAAUAAAGGGCUCGGGCUGGCUAUAGUCAGAGCCCUCUGCAAACAAUUCCAGGGAGACGUGUAUCUGACAGCCAGGAACCCCAAGCUUGGAGAAGAAGCCGUCAAGACCCUGAAUGAGGAGGGGUUGUCCCCGCUCUUCCAUCAGCUGGACAUAAAUGACCUGACCAGUAUCCGGGCUCUUCGGGAUUUCCUGAAGAAGAAGUAUGGCGGGCUGGAUGUGCUUGUUAAUAAUGCUGGAAUCGCGUUUAAAGCCGCUGACACGACCCCAUUUGGAACCCAAGCUGAAGUCAUUUUGAAAACCAACUUUUUUGGCACUAGGGACGUUUGCAAUGAAUUACUGCCGCUCAUUAGACCAAAUGGAAGAGUGGUCAAUGUGUCCAGUAUUUUCAGCCACACAUCCCUUCCAAAGUGCAGCCCUGAACUUCAGGAGAAGUUCCGCAGCGACACGAUCACAGAGGAUGAGCUGGUGAAGCUGAUGGAGAAGUUUGUAGAAGAUGCCACGAACGGAGUCCAUGAAGAAAGGGGCUGGCCAAACUUCGCCUAUGGGGUGUCCAAAAUUGGGGUAACAGUGUUGUCCAGAAUUCAAGCACGACAAUUAAAGGAGACCAGGAAGGGAGAGGGCAUUAUACUCAAUUCCUGCUGCCCAGGGUGGGUGAGGACUGAUAUGGCAGGUCCAAAAGCCACCAAGUCCCCAGAUGAAGGUGCUGUUACCCCAGUAUAUUUGGCUCUCCUCCCAACUUCAGCGGAUUCACCCUAUGGGGAGCUGGUCAGUGAUAAGAAAAUUUUGCCUUGGUAACAGCACAUAGAAAGAUAGAAGGGGUUGUCCCAUUAAAAAUAUUCUACGGUUUUCAAACCAGCAUCUGGAUCUGAAUACUUUUGUAAUUACAUAAAAAUUUAUAUUUAGCAUAGCCACUGAGUAAUUCAAUAGAAUGUACCUGU